Xenopus laevis (African clawed frog) is the source of this 22853-nucleotide messenger RNA. Its product is annotated as epiplakin-like. Bases 215 to 22228 code for a protein of 7337 amino acids. The record is from RefSeq and is a predicted model, not a curated record. The transcript has 3 exons. Lineage: Eukaryota; Metazoa; Chordata; Amphibia; Anura; Pipidae.
CGGGUGCGCUGAGAGGAGGGAGUGUCACUGAGCUCGGGACACGGGGAGAAGAACAAACUCCGGAGUCUCCUCUGUAACAGGUACAGAGAUUACAGAGCUGUGGAUCUUCAGCGCCACCUACAGGGCAGAUAUAGAGGAACAGCAGCAGGAGCCAAAGAAACGUUCUGUGUUUUGGGACUUGAAGACGGGAGAAGAUAAAGUCAAAUAUUACAACAUGGAGAACAAAAUCAGUCGCACUGUGACACGCUCUGUAGUCACUCGCACAGCCGUACACUCAACGAGCACCGUGCAAACAAGAGUUGUCCAAAGCCAAGAGACCUCCCAAAGUUCUCACUGGGCCAAGAAUCAACAGGAGUUACUGGCUGCUGAGCCCACCAAGGUCUCACCAAUCAUUGCCGGGUUCUUUGGGGAGAAAAGCAAGGAGAAGAUCAGUAUCUACCAAGCCCUGCAGGAAAAACUGGUGGCCAAGGAAGUGGCAUUGCCAAUGCUGGAAGCCCAGGCCGCCACUGGUGAUAUCAUUGAUGUAAAGAGCAACCAAAAACUGACAGUGGAGGAUGCCGUUGAUCAGGGGAUAGUUCCCCGGGAAUUCCAAGAAAAACUGCUUUUUGCAACCAAGGCAGUGACAGGUUACAAGGACAAAGAUGAAAUGUUGUCGCUGUUUCAAGCAUUCAAGAAAGGCAAAGUCAGUCAACUGAAUGUGGUACAACUGCUGGGGGCUCAACUGGCCACUGGUGGUAUCAUGGAUCCUACAAAUGGUCAGCGAGUGCCUUUGGAAGAGGCCGUUAAACGAAAUCUCCUUGAUGAAGAAAUGUCUAGAAUGUUCUCUAAAAGCAGCGACUCGGUCAAAUGCUAUCUAGACUCCAAUACACAAGAAACUGUAACUUAUGAGCAGCUUUUGGCCAAAUGCACCACCGAUACUGAGACAGGGUUACUCCUUCUUCCACUGCAGGAAACCCUUCAAGGGCUAAGGAAGCCUGUGACUGCAGAACAACUGCUGAAGGCCAAUAUUAUCAGCCAGGCUUCAUAUGAUGAUAUAAGGCAAGGCAAAGAACGUUUAGAAAAUGUUGGGGAGCACCAUGAAGUCAAGCAGUGCUUGGGAGGAUUGGGGAGCAUUGGUGGAAUUUAUGUAGAGAGCACCAAAGAGAAAAUCAGCAUCUACCAAGCCAUGAAGAAGAACAUUCUCCCACCAGAUGUGGCAACUGCUCUGCUGGAAGCACAAGCUGCUUCAGGCUUUAUAAUAGAUCCAGUGAGCAACAGAACCUUCACUGUUACAGAAGCCAUCAAGGAGGAGCUAAUUGGACUUGAACUGAUAGAGAAACUACUCUCUGCUGAAAGAUCUGUGACUGGAUUCAAUGACCCAUACACCAACAGCAGGAUCUCUCUGUUCCAAGCCAUCAAGAAAGAACUUAUUGACAAGAACCAAGGCAUGAAUCUGCUGCAAGUCCAGAUAGCCACAGGGGGUAUCAUUGAUCCAAUUAACAGCUUCUAUGUUCCCGUGGAAGUUGCUUACCAGCGAGGAUUGCUUGAUGAGGAGUUCACACAUCUCUUAUCAGAUCCUCUUAAUGGCCCCAAAGGUUUCUUGGAUCCGAACACCAAUGAUAUUGUAACUUAUGCAGAGCUAAAGGGAAGAUGCACUGUGGAUCCAGAAACGAAACUCUUCUUUCUCCCUUUAAAACUCACCUUCCAAGGGAUAAGAGGCAAAGUUACUGUUGAUGAACUGUUGGACUCUCUGAUAAUUGAUAGAGAAACGCUUGAAGACCUACAGCAGGGAACAACAUCUGCUAAAGAAGUUGCUGAUCUGGAGAUGGUGAGACAAUAUCUUGAAGGCACUGGAUGCAUCGCAGGUGUGGCCAUAGUAUCUUCCAGUGAGACAAAGAGUAUAUAUCAAGCAAUGAAAGAACAUUAUCUCUUGUCAGGAACUUCCAUUGCUCUUCUGGAAGCCCAGGCAGCCACUGGAUUUUUGAUGGACCCUGUCAAGAACCUAAAAUUUUCUGUUGAUGAAGCUGUGAAAAAUGGCUUGGUUGGGCCAGAACUUUAUGAAAAACUCCUUUCUGCUGAGAAAGCUACAGCAGGGUACAAAGAUCCUUAUAAUGGACAGACAAUCUCCCUCUUCCAAGCUAUGAAAAGUGGGUUUGUAGAGAGACAUCACGGUAUUCAGCUCCUGGAAGUGCAGGUGGCCACUGGUGGCAUCAUCGACCCACUACACAAACACCGUGUCCCAAAUGAGAUAGCUUACAAGCGAGGCUUUUUUGAUGAUGAAAUGAACAAGAGAAUAUCUGCCAUGAAGGAUGAAUCCAAGGGAUUUUUUGAUCCAAACUCAGAAAUAAAUCUGAGUUAUGGAGAGAUGUUGCACGGGUGUCUUGUUGAUCUCGUUACAGGCCUAUAUCUUCUUCCAAUCUUUGAUAAGACUCUUCAAGCAUGCAAACUUCCAAAUACUCUAACAGACUACCAAACAAAAAUGACCCUAAAAGCAGCUAAAAUGCCUGUGACUUCUGGGAGAUACAAAGCUCAAAACAUCUCCAUUUGGGAACUCUUAUUCUCAGACUAUUUCACCACUGAGGAAAGAAUUUCACUAGUUAAUCGGUUUAAAUGCCAGACUGUAACACUGGAUGAGUUAUCCAGCCAGAUCAAUACAAGCAUUCAGCACAUAGUAUCAAGCACCAAAGUCUCCUUUGAAGGGCUUAGGGAGCGCGUGACCCCCGGACAGCUCCUGAAUUCUGAUAUCAUAGACAAGACUUUGUAUGAGAAGCUGGAGCAGGGCGAAGCCUCAGUAAAGGACGUAGUAAACAUGGACACAGUAAAGAAAUACCUUCAGGGUACUGGGUGCAUUGGUGGACUGAUUCUUACUGAGACUCAAGAGAAAAUGAGUGUCUAUCAAGCAAAGAGAAAAGCCCUGCUCAGACCAGGAACAUCACUGAUCCUCCUGGAAGCCCAGGCUGCAACUGGAUUCAUCAUAGACCCUGUGGAGAACAAGAAGUAUUCUGUUGAUGAGGCCCUUAAAGCAAAUGUUAUUGGGCCAGAAUUUUAUGAGAAGCUGCUUUCGGCAGAGAAAUCUGUGACUGGUUACAAAGAUCCUUACACUGGGGAGACAAUCUCCCUCUUCCAGGCUAUGAACAAAGAACUGAUCGUGAAGGAUCAUGGAAUACGUCUUCUAGAAGCCCAGAUAGCUAGUGGAGGCAUCAUUGAUCCAAUAAAUAGCCAUAGGAUUCCAGUGGAGGUUGCUUAUAAGCGGGGUUACUUUGACAAAAAAAUGAACCUAAUCCUCUCAGAUCCGAGCGAUGACACCAAAGGAUUCUUUGACCCAAACACUAAUGAAAAUCUCACCUAUUUACAACUGAAAGAGAAGUGCAUUACUGAGCCGCUCACCAACCUCUGCCUCCUCCCUCUGCACAGUAAGAAGAACUUGUUUAGUAUCAAUGACUACAUUAAGGACUCACUCAGAAAUCUGGACAUUUAUGUAAGAUAUGGAAGAUUUAGGGGACAAACAGUCUCUGCUUGGGUUCUAAUAAACUCUGAGUACUUCAGUGAGUGGAAAAGGAGAUACAUCAUAGAACAGUACAGACUGCGGAAGAAGACACUUGAGGAGAUAACCAUUCUAAUUCAAGAGGAAAUGAACAAGUGGGCCGACAUCCGAUUCCCUGCUCUUAGGGGGCAAAUCCAUAUUCACCAUCUUCUGGAGUAUGAGAUCAUUGACAAACAGCUGUUUCAGCAGGUCCUGGAUGGAAACAUUAAGGCAGAAGAUGUACUGAAAUCAGAAAAGGCCCAAAGACAUCUGCAUGGUUCUGAUAUACUGGGUGGGGUUAUCCUUAAACCAUCUAACCAAAGAAUCAGCUUCCUGGAGGCAACAAAGAAAAGAAUUUUGCUCCCCAGUACAAUUCUCCCAAUACUUGAAGCCCAGGCUGCUACUGGCCAUAUAAUUGAUCCAUCAAGCAACCAGAAACUGACUGUUGAUGAAGCUCUUAAAGCCGGAGUGAUUGAUCCACAGCUUUAUGAUAAACUUUUGACAGCUGAAGAAGCUGUAACGGGCUACAAAGAUCCAUUUACAGGGAGAAAAAUAUCCCUCUACCAGGCUAUGAGAAAAGGACUUGUGGAUGAGAAGCGUGCCACCCAGCUUUUAGAUGCCCAGCUGGCCACAGGAGGCAUUAUUGAUCCAGAGACUGCCUUACAUCUCCCACUUUCUGUAGCCAAUAAACAUGGUUUAUUUAAUGAUGAAUUGCAUAAAAGCUUGUCUACAGAUGCCAUAAAAUCCUACUAUGAUCCUACCACCAAACAAAUGGUGACUUACUCAGAACUGGUCAGUAGCUCAGAGCAGGAUAAAUCCACAGGUCUCUGUUUGUUUCCACUGCUCGAGGGCUUUGCUGAGGUUCCCACAGAUAAUAUUUACUCUGAUGAGGAAGUAAAGGAGACAUUCAAAAACACAAGGAUCGAAGAAAGGAACACAACAUUGUGGUCCCUGAUACAUCAUGGAUACUUUACUGAGGAACAGAGAUCUCAGAUCCUGGAGAGAUACAAACUGAAGAAAGCAACAUUGCAAGAGGUCACUAUUGAGAUUCUGCAAUUUGUCAAAGAUAAUGAAAUCAAAAUGACCACUCAUAUCAGCUUUGAAGGCCUUCGGGGGAAAGUCCCAGCAAUACAUCUGCUGGAUCUGGGCAUUCUAAGUCAGACAGAGUUGAAUGAACUUUUGCAAGGGUUGAAGACAAUUGAGGAAGUGUCUAAGGUGGAGAGUGUAAAAAAAUACCUGGAAGGAACUGGCUGCAUCUCUGGGGUCUUCCUACAGUCAACCAAUGAGAAAAUGAGUUUUUAUCAGGCAAUUAAAAGAAACCUCAUCAUGCCUGCCAAUGGGUUACUGUUCUUAGAAGCUCAGGCUGCCACAGGGUUUUUAAUCGAUCCAGUAAACAAUCAGAAGUACUUAGUGGAUAGUGCUGUUAAGGCUGGUGUUGUGGGACCAGAAGUUCAUGAGAAGUUGCUGACAGCUGAGAGUGCUGUGACCGGGUUCCUCGACCCCUAUACAGGAAACAAGAUUUCACUGUUGCAAGCCAUUGGCAAAAAUCUACUUCCACAUAAUGAAGGAGUUCCACUUCUCCAGGCCCAGCUUGCAGCUGGAGGAAUUGUUGACCCAAACCACUGCCAUUAUUUCCCAUUACAAAUGGCUCACAAACUUGGUUUUCAGGAUGAUGAAAUUGACAUGGCCAAAUCAACAAUCAGUCUAAAAGCUUUCUUUGACCCAAACACCAAAGAGAACCUGUCGUACAUGGAGCUAAAAGAGAAAUGCUAUAAAGACCCAGAGACAAGUCUCCUAUUAUUACCACUCUCAGAAAGUCCUGCCCUUUAUGCUGAUGGAAACAUUAUAAGUGUGCUGAAAUCUGUUACAGUCACUGUCCAGGCAGGAAGAUUUAAAGGUCAAACUGUCUCUGUUUGGGAACUUCUUAAUUCUGAAUACAUCCACAUAAGCAAAGCAAAGGAGUUGCUAACCUACUACAAUAAAAGCACUGCUGAGACUCUCCAGUUGCUCAUAAAAACAGUCACAACCAUCAUCGAAGAGACAGAGAAAGGAAGCAAAAAGAUACAAUUCAAAGGUCUCCGAAGGCAAGUUUCAGCAAGUGACCUGUUCCUCUCCAAUGUGAUAGACAAACAGACACUUGAUGACCUUAAUCUCGGGAAGAAAACAAUCACUGAAGUCACAGAGAUGGACAAUGUCAAGCGCUACCUGGAAGGAACAAACUGCAUCGCAGGGGUACUUAUACAGGCCACCAACAAGAAGAUGAGCAUCUAUGAGGCCAUGCUCAAAGGAAUUCUCAGACCCGGAACAGCCCUAGUGCUUUUAGAAGCCCAAGCAGCCACUGGAUUUAUUGUCGACCCUGUGAAAAAUGUGAAGUUGUCUGUUGAUGAAGCAUUAGGCUGUGGACUUAUAGGACAGGUGAUCUUCAAGAAGUUGCUCUCAGCCGAGCAAGCGGUGACUGGUUACAGAGAUCCACACAAUGAAGAAAAGAUUUCCCUGUUCCAAGCUAUGAACAAGAAACUGAUUGUGGAAAGUCAUGGAAUCCGCCUUCUAGAGGCCCAGAUUGCUACAGGAGGUAUCAUUGACCCAGUGCACAGUCACCGAAUUCCAGUAGAUACGGCUUAUAAGCGUGGCUAUUUUAAUGAAGAAAUGAAUACAAUUCUCUCUGACCCCUCUGAUGACACCAAAGGAUUCUUUGACCCAAACACCCAUGAGAACUUAACUUACCUACAACUGGUAGAAAGAUGCAUCCAAGACCCUGAGACCGGACUGUAUCUCCUACAAGUUGUGAAGAAGGGAGAGAAUUACUUUUACAUCACUGAUACGGUUAAGGAAGAGUUACGGUCAAAACAUGUGCUGAUGCAUCAUGGAAAUUUCACAAACCAAACAGUAUCCAUCUGGGAAAUUCUUUCUUCUCAGUACAUCACAGAGCUCAAGAGGAGAGAACUUGUAAGGCUGUAUACAGAGGGAGUAAUGACAGAGGAACAUCUCAUAUCCUCUCUAAACAAGCUCAUUAUGGACUAUGAGAGCAAAAGUAACAUAUUAAUGUUCAAGGGGAUAAGGGGUGAAGUAUCUGCCACAGAACUAUUUAAUGCAGAGAUAAUUGACAAAAAGACCCUAGAUGACCUGAGGGCUGGCAAAAAAACAGUGCAGGACAUUGCUCAGUUGGACUCCAUAAAAACAUAUCUGGAGGGGACAAGCUGCAUAGCUGGUGCCUUUUUAGUACCAGACAAUGAAACAGUCAGUGUGUAUGAAGCCAUCAGGAGAGGAAUCCUACCUAAAGAUAUUGGCUUAACACUUCUUGAAGCCCAAGCAGCCACUGGGUUCCUUAUAGAUCCAGUAAAGAAUCAAAGACUUUUUGCUUCUGAAGCAUUGGCUGCUGGUCUUAUUGGUACCGAUGUUCAGAAUGAGAUUGAACUUGCAGAACAGGCAGUUACUGGAUUCCCAGAUCCUGUCUCUGCCAAUAAACUGUCACUUUUACAAGCCAUUAUGAAGGGUUUAAUUAAUAGAGACUAUGGACUUUAUCUGCUGGAGGCCCAGUUGUCCACCGGAGGUGUAAUCGAUCCACUUUCAAGCCACAGAGUUCCUCUAGGUGUGGCAUAUAAGAAAGGGUUUAUGGAUGAAGAUACUUAUAUCUUUUUAUCAGACAGAAAGAAAGGAUUUACUGAUCCAAACACCCAUGAAAGAAUGAGUUAUAGAAACUUGAUGGAAAGGUGCACAAAAGACGCCAAAACUGGACUUUAUUUACUUCAACUAGCGAAAAAAAGGGAUGAAUACUUCUACAUUGAUAACCCAACCAAAAACAUCCUGACAUCUACCACAUUAAAAAUGCAUGCUGGAAAUUUCCAGGGCCAAGAUAUUUCUCUGUGGGAUAUCUUAUGCUCCAUCUACGUCUCUGAAGAGAAAAGAAAAGAACUCAUAAAGAAAUAUAAAACAGAGACUAUGGCAACUCUUAAAUCCAUGAUAGCAACUAUAGUGUCCAUCAUUGAGGAGAAGGAAACCACUCAAAGUGAUAUUUGGUUCCAAGGAUUGAGAAAGCAGGUGACGGCCUCUGAAUUGUACAGUGCCGGGAUUAUCAAUAAAGAAACACUAGAGGGGCUCAAGCAGGAACCACACACUAUAAUAGAUGUAGCUCAAAAUGAAUCUGUCAAGAAAUACCUUGAAGGAACCAGUUGCAUUGCUGGAUUGCUUGUCCCAUCCAUAGAGAACCCGGCCAAAAAGGUGAAGAUGAACAUUUACAAUGCCAUGUUAAAACGCAUUCUGAGACCAGGAACUGCACUUGUUCUGCUUGAGGCUCAAGCAGCCACUGGAUUUAUAAUUGACUCCAUACAAAAUAAGAAACUCGCUGUAGAAGAAGCUUUUGAGGCUGGACUGAUUGGCUAUGAGAUUUACAAGAAGCUCCUUUGUGCAGAAAAAGCAGUGACUGGCUACACUGAUCCUUACACUGGCAACAAAAUUUCCCUCUUCCAAGCAAUGAAAACGGACUUAAUUGUGAAAGAACAUGGGAUCCGUCUCCUAGAAGCCCAAAUAGCCACAGGGGGCAUUAUUGACCCAGUGCACAGUCAUCGUGUUCCUGUAGAAGUGGCCUACCAACGUGGAUACUUUGAUGAAGAAAUGAACCAGAUCCUCUCUGACCCAACUGAUGACACCAAAGGAUUCUUUGACCCCAAUACCCAUGAGAAUCUAACUUAUAUGCAGUUGAUCAAACGGUGUGUUCAGGAUCCAGAAACAAAGCUGUAUAUGCUAGAGAUAUCUGACAGCAAGUUCUCUCUUGUUAACAAACAAAGCGUGCUGCAGCAGAAGACUGUUGAGAUGACAACUGGACUGUUCCAAGGCAGGAAAGUCUCUGCCUGGGAUCUCAUAUAUUCACAGUACAUUUCCACAGAGAAAAGAGAUGAACUUCUAAAGAAAUAUACAUCAGGCACCUUGUCCAUUGAGGAACUGAUAACAAUCCUUAUCAGUAUCAUUUAUGAGAGAGAAGCAACAGUCCAACCAACAAAUACCACCGAUGCUGUCCAACAAGAUGAACAAAUCCAAACAUUGUUCCUGUCUGAAAAGGUUGAUGUGACAAUGGGGGAUUUCAAGGGGAAAAGUGUAUCCUUGUGGGAGAUUCUCAACUCUCACUAUAUCUCUGAGGAUGAAAGAAAAGAACUAAUGGAAAAAAUGAAAUUGGGAAGCAUAACCACAGAAGAAAUUAUAGCCAUUGUCAUCACUAUCAUCACCAAAACAGAAAUGAAAAAUGUUAAGCAAGUGCAGCAGAUUGACCCAUUUAACCAGUGUCUCCAAGACAACGACAUCCAGGAGGCUCUAAAGAAUAUCAGCAUUCAUGUGACAAAGGGGCAGUUUCAAGGUCAGGAAAUUUCCAUCUGGGAUCUCCUUCAGUGCAAAUACCUAACAGAAGAAACAAGACAAGAAUUAAUAGGGGAUUACAGACUGACCAUUGAGGAAAUCAUAAAGACGGUCACUCAGACGGUUAAAGACACAGAAUCCAAGAGUGGCAGAUAUGAGUUGCGCGAUGAAGUGUUCAACGUGUUACAGACCGUGAAGACUGAAAUGACAGUUGGUGAAUUUAAAGGUCAGAAAUAUUCUGCAUGGGAACUUCUGAACUCAAAAUACUUUUCUAAAGAUAAAAAGAAAGAACUGCUUGAACAGUUUAAUCUAGGAACAUUGAACAUCCAUGAACUGAUCCAAAUAAUCACUAAAAUAAUAGAGGAAACUGAAGAAAAGACUAAAAAGUUAAAGUUCAAAGGACUGAGAAGGCAAGUGACUGCCACUGAACUGCUCACCUCAGAGAUCAUUGACCAAGACACCCUACGAGAACUAGCUCAGGGAAGGAAAACGGUGGAAGAGGUGACUGGAAUGGAUACAGUGAAAAGAUACCUUGAAGGAGAGAGUUGCAUUUCAGGAAUUCUUGUGCCAUCUAUACAGGAACCCUCACAGAAAGACAAAAUGAGCAUCUAUAAUGCUAUGCAGAAAAACAUCCUGAGACCAGGAACCGCUCUGGUACUUCUAGAAGCUCAGGCAGCCACUGGAUUUGUCAUUGACCCAAUAAAUAAUGCAAAACUUUCUGUAGAUGAAGCAGUAGCUGCUGGUGUCAUAGGCAAAGAACUCCAUCGAAAGCUCCUUUCUGCAGAACGGGCAGUAACUGGUUAUAAGGACCCUUAUACUGGUGACAAGCUCUCACUCUUCCAGGCCAUGCAGAAAGACCUGAUAGUAAAAGACCACGGCAUUCGUCUGCUUGAAGCCCAAAUUGCUACAGGUGGUAUCAUUGACCCAUUGCACAGCCACCGUGUUCCAGUGGAUGUUGCUUACAAAAGAGGCUACUUUAAUGAAGAGAUGAACCAGAUCCUCUCUGAUCCUUCUGAUGACACCAAGGGCUUCUUUGAUCCAAAUACCCAUGAGAACCUAACUUACAUGCAGCUGCUCCAGAGAUGCAUUAAGGACUCAGAUACUGGACUUUACUUACUAGAGGUUAAUAGGGCCAAGUCUACUCACUUCAAGGCAGAGACCAAUUUUGAAAGAAGAUUAAAGUCCCUCACUGUCCAUCUAAAGAUUGGCCAAUACCAAGGGCAGAAUGUAUCCCUCUGGGAACUUAUCAAUUCACAUUAUCUCUCAGAAGAGAAGAGACAGGAGCUGCUAAUGAAAUACAAAACAGGUGUCAUCACUAUUAAUGAGUUGCAGAUAAUCAUUAUAAAUACAAUUGAAGAGUUGGAAAGUAAAAAGACUAUGCAUUUGAAUGGAUCAGUCCAUGAAGAGUUGGAUCAGCAAACUGUACUGAGCUCUGAGUUUGUGCAGGUUACUAAAGGCAAGUUUAUGGGCCAAAAGAUCUCUGUCUGGGAGAUCCUGAACUCUGAAUAUAUUACAGAAGAGAAGAAGAAAGAGAUCCUACAGAAGUACAGCUCAGGGGCUUGGACACUAGCAGAAAUCAUUAAGAUCAUUACAACAAUCAUUGCUGAUGUAGAAGAGAAUAUACAGAAGCUAGAAGCAUCUCUUGAUAUUAUACCUGGAAAUGAGAAACUCCACAAAGCCCUAAAAUCCAUAAGAGUCAAUGUUCCAGCUGGUGAGUUUCAGAAAGAGAAAGUGUCUCUCUGGGAAAUUCUUCACUCAAAAUACAUCUCAUCAGAUAAAAGGAACGAUCAACUCAACAAGCACCAGGCCACAGUAGACACAUUAAAGGGAGUUUUAAUAAAACUGAUUGAAGACAAAGAAGUGAAGGGAGAUGAGGAAGUGAAACAAACACUUGAGCAGAAGUUUGUGGAUGUGAGUGUAGGUGAAUUUAAAGGACAACAUGUUUCCUUGUGGGUUUUGCUUUAUUCAAAAUAUAUCUCUGAAGAGAAGAGAAAAGAACUUUUAAAAAAAUAUAAAUCAGGGACAUUGACACUGGAAGAAAUGUUCAGAAUCAUCAUCACUAUUAUUGAGGAGAUUGAGGAGCAAAGUCACAAGUUAAAGUUCAAAGGACUCAGGAGGCAGGUGACAGCUACCGAGCUUCUCCAAUCUGAAAUCAUUGACCAUAAUACCAUGAAUGAGUUGACUCAAGGCAUUUGGACAGUGGAACAAGUGACUCAGAUGGACUCAGUGAAACGAUAUCUUGAGGGGACUAGUCCCAUAGCUGGUGUUUUUGUUACCUCUAAGAAAGAAGGCUCACAAAGAGAGAAGAUGACCAUUUAUGAUGCCAUGUUAAGAAGAAUAUUGAGGCCAGGGACAGCAUUGGUUCUUCUUGAAGCACAAGCAGCUACUGGGUUUGUAGUUGACCCUAUACAGAAUAGAAAACUUUCUGUUGAGGAAGCUCAAACUGCUAGACUUAUUGGCCCUGAGAUUUACAAUAAACUUCUGUCUGCAGAAAGAGGAGUGACCGGCUACACUGACCCCUACACUGGAAACAAAAUCUCCCUCUUUCAAGCCAUGAAGAAAGAGCUGAUUGUUAAAGACCAUGGUAUCCGUCUCCUAGAAGCACAGAUUGCCACUGGUGGUAUCAUCGACCCUGUGCACAGUCACCGAGUCCCUGUAGAGGUGGCCUACAAGCGAGGCUACUUUGAUGAAGAAAUGAAUAUAAUACUUUCUGACCCCAGUGAUGACACAAAAGGUUUCUUUGAUCCCAAUACUCAUGAGAAUCUCACUUACAUGCAGCUUCUCCAGAGAUGUGUUGAAGACCCAGACACAGGGAUGUUCAUGUUGGAUGUGAAAGACACCAAAGCCUCUCUUGUACAAACAGACUACACAACUACACUGCAGUCUAAAACUGUUCAUAUCCAGUCUGGUGAAUACCAGGGCAAGAAUGUGUCUGUUUGGGAACUUCUCAGUUCUAAAUAUAUUUCAGCUGAGAAAAGAGAGGAUCUCUUAAAGAAGUACAGAUCUGGAAGCUUGUCCACUGACGAACUCAUAACUAUUAUUAUUACCAUCAUUAAUGAGACAGAGGCAAGUGUGUCAUCAAAAGACUCAACUGACAGUAAUAAUGAAGAUGAUCAAAUUAUGAUAUUAUUCCAAUCAGAAAAAGUAUCCAUGUCAGUGGGGGAUUUCAAAGGACAGAGUGUUUCACUUUGGGAACUUCUUAAUUCUCAUUAUAUCUCAGAUGAAAAGAGGAGGGAGUUAUUAAGCAAAGUGAAAUCAAGGACUUUGACUCUCCAAGAAACUCUUACAAUUAUAAUCAAUAUCAUCCAAGAAACUGAGCAAAACAUAAGUAUUAUGGUGCAACAACAUCCACAGGUGUCAGUUGAACAAGGUCUAAAAUCGGAUCCUGCAGUUCAUGCUGAUGAAAUCCAGAAAUCACUUCAAAAUAUCAAUGUUCAUGUCAGGACCGGUGAAUUUCAAGGUCAAGAUGUUUCUGUCUGGGAUUUACUUCACUCAAGAUAUAUAAGUGAAGAGAUGAGAAAGCAACUGAUUGGUAAUUAUGAGUUGACUGUUCAAGACUUGAUAGCAAUUGUUGUUCAACUAGUGGAACAGAAGAGCAGCAAAUCACCUUUACAUGCAGAAUACAACAUGACUGAGGAAGCACUCAAUGUUCUACAGAUGGAGACAAUGGAAAUCUCUAUAGGAGAAUUUAAGGGCCAGAAGCAUUCUCUGUGGCAAAUAGUCACAUCUAAAUACUUAUUUGAAGACAAAAAGAAAGAACUACUUGAGCAGUUUAAUCAGGGGACUGUUAGUGUGCAUCAACUAAUCCAAACAAUCAUCACAAUUAUUGAAGAAAUUGAACAGAAGAGUAACAAGUUGAAGUUCAAAGGACUGAGAAGGCAAGUGACGGCCAUUGAACUGCUCACCUCAGAGAUCAUUGACCAAGACACUCUACGAGAACUAGCUCAGGGAAGGAAAACUGUGGAAGAGGUGACUAAAAUGGAUACCGUGAAAAGAUACCUUGAAGGAGAAAGUUGCAUUGCAGGAAUUCUUGUGCCAUCCAUAAAGGAACCCUCACAGAAAGACAAAAUGAGCAUCUAUAAUGCUAUGCAGAAAAACAUCCUGAGACCAGGAACCGCUCUGGUACUUCUAGAAGCUCAGGCAGCCACUGGAUUUGUCAUUGAUCCAAUAAAUGAUGCAAAACUUUCUGUAGAUGAAGCAGUAGCUGCUGGUGUCAUAGGCAAAGAACUCCAUGGAAAGCUCCUUUCUGCAGAACGGGCAGUAACUGGUUAUAAGGACCCUUAUACUGGUGACAAGCUCUCACUCUUCCAGGCCAUGCAGAAAGACCUGAUAGUAAAAGACCACGGCAUUCGUCUGCUUGAAGCCCAAAUUGCUACAGGUGGUAUUAUUGACCCAUUGCACAGCCACCGUGUUCCAGUGGAUGUUGCUUACAAAAGAGGCUACUUUGAUGAAGAGAUGAACCAGAUCCUCUCUGAUCCUUCUGAUGACACCAAGGGCUUCUUUGAUCCAAAUACCCAUGAGAACCUAACUUACAUGCAGCUGCUCCAGAGAUGCAUUAAGGACUCAGAUACUGGACUUUACUUGCUAGAGGUUAAUAGGGCCAAGUCUACUCACUUCAAGGCAGAGACCAAUUUUGAAAGCAGAUUAAAGGCCCUCACUGUCCAUCUAAAGAUUGGCCAAUACCAAGGGCAGAAUGUUUCCCUCUGGGAACUUAUCAAUUCACAUUAUCUCUCAGAAGAGAAGAGACAGGAGCUGCUAAUGAAAUACAAAACAAGUGCCAUCACUAUUAAUGAGUUGCAGAUAAUCAUUAUAAAUACAAUUGAAGAGUUGGAAAGUAAAAAGACUAUGCAUUUGAAUGUAUCAGUCCAUGAAGAGUUGGAUCAGCAAACUGUACUGAGCUCUGAGUUUGUGCAGGUUUCUAAAGGCAAGUUUAUGGGCCAAAAGAUCUCUGUCUGGGAGAUCCUGAACUCUGAAUAUAUUACAGAAGAGAAGAAAAAAGAGAUCCUACAGAAGUACAGCUCAGGGGCUUGGACACUAGCAGAAAUCAUUAAGAUCAUUACAACAAUCAUUGCUGAUGUAGAAGAGAAUAGGGAGAAACUUGAGGCAAAGGAAACAGAAAGCUCAUCAGUUUCUCUCCAUUCAACCACAGAUACAAAUAAGCAACUCCACAAAUCUCUGGAUGUCAUUACAGUUAGAGUCCCGGCUGGUGAGUUUCAGAAAGAGAAAGUGUCUCUCUGGGAAAUUCUUAACUCAAAAUAUAUCUCAUCAGAUAAAAGGAACGAUCAACUCAACAAGCACCAGGCCACAGUAGAGGCAUUAAAGGGAGUUUUAAUAAAACUGAUUGAAGACAAAGAAGUGAAGGGAGAUGAGGAAGUGAAACAAACACUUGAGCAGAAGUUUGUGGAUGUGAGUGCAGGUGAAUUUAAAGGACAACAAGUUUCCUUGUGGGUUUUGCUUUACUCAAAAUAUAUCUCUGAAGAGAAGAGAAAAGAACUUUUAGAAAAAUAUAAAUCAGGGACAUUGACACUGGAAGAAAUGUUCAGAAUCAUCAUCACUAUUAUUGAGGAGAUUGAGGAGAAAAGUCACAAGUUAAAGUUCAAAGGACUCAGGAGGCAGGUAGCAGCCACCGAGCUUCUCCAAUCUGAAAUCAUUGACCAGAAUACCAUGAAUGAGUUGACUCAAGGCAUUUGGACAGUGGAACAAGUGACUCAGAUGGACUCAGUGAAACGAUAUCUUGAGGGGACUAGUCCCAUAGCUGGUGUUUUUGUUACCUCUAAGAAAGAAGGCUCACAAAGAGAGAAGAUGACCAUUUAUGAUGCCAUGUUAAAAAGAAUAUUGAGGCCAGGGACAGCAUUGGUUCUUCUUGAAGCACAAGCAGCUACUGGGUUUGUGGUUGACCCUAUACAGAAUAGAAAACUUUCUGUUGAGGAAGCUCAAACUGCUAGACUUAUUGGCCCUGAGAUUUACAAUAAACUUCUGUCUGCAGAAAGAGGAGUGACAGGCUACACUGAUCCCUACACUGGAAACAAAAUCUCCCUCUUUCAAGCCAUGAAGAAAGAGUUGAUUGUGAAAGACCAUGGUAUCCGUCUCCUAGAAGCACAGAUUGCCACUGGUGGUAUCAUCGACCCUGUGCACAGUCACCGAGUCCCUGUAGAGGUGGCCUACAAGAGAGGCUACUUUGAUGAAGAAAUGAAUAUAAUACUUUCUGACCCCAGUGAUGACACAAAAGGUUUCUUUGAUCCCAAUACUCAUGAGAAUCUCACUUACAUGCAGCUUCUCCAGAGAUGUGUUGAAGACCCAGACACAGGGAUGUUCAUGUUGGAUGUGAAAGACACCAAAGCCUCUCUUGUACGAACAGACUACACAACUACACUGCAGUCUAAAACUGUUCAUAUCCAGUCUGGUGAAUACCAGGGCAAGAAUGUGUCUGUUUGGGAACUUCUCAGUUCUAAAUAUAUUUCAGCUGAGAAAAGAGAGGAUCUCUUAAAGAAGUACAGAUCUGGAAGCUUGUCCACUGACGAACUCAUAACUAUUAUUAUUACCAUCAUUAAUGAGACAGAGGCAAGUGUGUCAUCAAAAGACUCAACUGACAGUAAUAAUGAAGAUGAUCAAAUUAAGAUAUUAUUCCAAUCAGAAAAGGUAUCCAUGUCAGUGGGGGAUUUCAAAGGACAGAGUGUUUCACUUUGGGAACUUCUUAAUUCUCAUUAUAUCUCAGAUGAAAAGAGGAGGGAGUUAUUAAGCAAAGUGAAAUCAAGGACUUUGACUCUCCAAGCAACUCUUACAAUUAUAAUCAAUAUCAUCCAAGAAACUGAGCAAAACAUAAGUAUUAUGGUGCAACAACAUCCACAGGUGUCAGUUGAACAAGGUCUAAAAUCAGAUCCUGCAGUUCAUGCUGAUGAAAUCCAGAAAUCACUUCAAAAUAUCAAUGUUCAUGUCAGGACCGGUGAAUUUCAAGGUCACGAUGUUUCUGUCUGGGAUUUACUUCACUCAAGAUAUAUAAGUGAAGAGAUGAGAAAGCAACUGAUUGGUAAUUAUGAGUUGACUGUUCAAGACUUGAUAGCAAUUGUUGUUCAACUAGUGGAACAGAAGAGCAGCAAAUCACCUUUACAUGCAGAAUACAACAUGACUGAGGAAGCACUCAAUGUUCUACAGAUGGAGACAAUGGAAAUCUCUAUAGGAGAAUUUAAGGGCCAGAAGAAUUCUCUGUGGCACAUACUCACAUCUAAAUACUUAUCUGAAGACAAAAAGAAAGAACUACUUGAGCAGUUUAAUCAGGGGACUGUUAGUGUGCAUCAACUUAUCCAAGCAAUCAUCACAAUUAUUGAAGAAAUUGAACAGAAGAGUAACAAGUUGAAGUUCAAAGGACUGAGAAGGCAAGUGACUGCCAUUGAACUGCUCACCUCAGAGAUCAUUGACCAAGACACUCUACGAGAACUAGCUCAGGGAAGGAAAACUGUGGAAGAGGUGACUAAAAUGGAUACAGUGAAAAGAUACCUUGAAGGAGAAAGUUGCAUUUCAGGAAUUCUUGUGCCAUCUAUAAAGGAACCCUCACAGAAAGACAAAAUGAGCAUCUAUAAUGCUAUGCAGAAAAACAUCCUGAGACCAGGAACCGCUCUGGUACUUCUAGAAGCUCAGGCAGCCACUGGAUUUGUCAUUGAUCCAAUAAAUGAUGCAAAACUUUCUGUAGAUGAAGCAGUAGCUGCUGGUGUCAUAGGCAAAGAACUCCAUGGAAAGCUCCUUUCUGCAGAACGGGCAGUAACUGGUUAUAAGGACCCUUAUACUGGUGACAAGCUCUCACUCUUCCAGGCCAUGCAGAAAGACCUGAUAGUAAAAGACCACGGCAUUCGUCUGCUUGAAGCCCAAAUUGCUACAGGUGGUAUUAUUGACCCAUUGCACAGCCACCGUGUUCCAGUGGAUGUUGCUUACAAACGAGGCUACUUUGAUGAAGAGAUGAACCAGAUCCUCUCUGAUCCUUCUGAUGACACCAAGGGCUUCUUUGAUCCAAAUACCCAUGAGAACCUAACUUACAUGCAGCUGCUCCAGAGAUGCAUUAAGGACUCAGAUACUGGACUUUACUUGCUAGAGGUUAAUAGGGCCAAGUCUACUCACUUCAAGGCAGAGACCAAUUUUGAAAGCAGAUUAAAGGCCCUCACUGUCCAUCUAAAGAUUGGCCAAUACCAAGGGCAGAAUGUUUCCCUCUGGGAACUUAUCAAUUCACAUUAUCUCUCAGAAGAGAAGAGACAGGAGCUGCUAAUGAAAUACAAAACAAGUGCCAUCACUAUUAAUGAGUUGCAGAUAAUCAUUAUAAAUACAAUUGAAGAGUUGGAAAGUAAAAAGACUAUGCAUUUGAAUGUAUCAGUCCAUGAAGAGUUGGAUCAGCAAACUGUACUGAGCUCUGAGUUUGUGCAGGUUUCUAAAGGCAAGUUUAUGGGCCAAAAGAUCUCUGUCUGGGAGAUCCUGAACUCUGAAUAUAUUACAGAAGAGAAGAAAAAAGAGAUCCUACAGAAGUACAGCUCAGGGGCUUGGACACUAGCAGAAAUCAUUAAGAUCAUUACAACAAUCAUUGCUGAUGUAGAAGAGAAUAGGGAGAAACUUGAGGCAAAGGAAACAGAAAGCUCAUCAGUUUCUCUCCAUUCAACCACAGAUACAAAUAAGCAACUCCACAAAUCUCUGGAUGUCAUUACAGUUAGAGUCCCGGCUGGUGAGUUUCAGAAAGAGAAAGUGUCUCUCUGGGAAAUUCUUAACUCAAAAUAUAUCUCAUCAGAUAAAAGGAACGAUCAACUCAACAAGCACCAGGCCACAGUAGAGGCAUUAAAGGGAGUUUUAAUAAAACUGAUUGAAGACAAAGAAGUGAAGGGAGAUGAGGAAGUGAAACAAACACUUGAGCAGAAGUUUGUGGAUGUGAGUGCAGGUGAAUUUAAAGGACAACAAGUUUCCUUGUGGGUUUUGCUUUACUCAAAAUAUAUCUCUGAAGAGAAGAGAAAAGAACUUUUAGAAAAAUAUAAAUCAGGGACAUUGACACUGGAAGAAAUGUUCAGAAUCAUCAUCACUAUUAUUGAGGAGAUUGAGGAGAAAAGUCACAAGUUAAAGUUCAAAGGACUCAGGAGGCAGGUAGCAGCCACCGAGCUUCUCCAAUCUGAAAUCAUUGACCAGAAUACCAUGAAUGAGUUGACUCAAGGCAUUUGGACAGUGGAACAAGUGACUCAGAUGGACUCAGUGAAACGAUAUCUUGAGGGGACUAGUCCCAUAGCUGGUGUUUUUGUUACCUCUAAGAAAGAAGGCUCACAAAGAGAGAAGAUGACCAUUUAUGAUGCCAUGUUAAAAAGAAUAUUGAGGCCAGGGACAGCAUUGGUUCUUCUUGAAGCACAAGCAGCUACUGGGUUUGUGGUUGACCCUAUACAGAAUAGAAAACUUUCUGUUGAGGAAGCUCAAACUGCUAGACUAAUUGGCCCUGAGAUUUACAAUAAACUUCUGUCUGCAGAAAGAGGAGUGACAGGCUACACUGACCCCUACACUGGAAACAAAAUCUCCCUCUUUCAAGCCAUGAAGAAAGAGUUGAUUGUGAAAGACCAUGGUAUCCGUCUCCUAGAAGCACAGAUUGCCACUGGUGGUAUCAUCGACCCUGUGCACAGUCACCGAGUCCCUGUAGAGGUGGCCUACAAGAGAGGCUACUUUGAUGAAGAAAUGAAUAUAAUACUUUCUGACCCCAGUGAUGACACAAAAGGUUUCUUUGAUCCCAAUACUCAUGAGAAUCUCACUUACAUGCAGCUUCUGCAGAGAUGUGUUGAAGACCCAGACACAGGGAUGUUCAUGUUGGAUGUGAAAGACACCAAAGCCUCUCUUGUACGAACAGACUACACAACUACACUGCAGUCUAAAACUGUUCAUAUCCAGUCUGGUGAAUACCAGGGCAAGAAUGUGUCUGUUUGGGAACUCUUGCAGUCUCAUUAUAUUUCAAAGGAAAAACGAGAGGAACUUUUAAAAAAAUACUCAUCGGGAAGUUUCUCAGUUACAGAUCUAGAAACUCUAAUUAUCACAAUCAUCUCUGAAACAGAGCAAGCAAAAGCUGCAGUCGUAACAAAGGAAGAUCCAAAAAUCCAAACAACUCUAAAAUCUGUAACUAUUGAUAUCUCUGUCGGGAGUUUCCAGAAAAAAUCAAUGACAAUCUGGGAUCUUUUAAGUUCAGAUUACUUUUCUGAGAGUGAAAGAAAAGAUCUAAUAGAGAAGCUCCAUGCUGGGAUAUUGACUUUAGAAGAAAUAAUCAAGUUUAUUGUCACUGUAGUUACAGAGAAAGAAACAAAGACCCUAAAAAGUGUCACCACGACAACUCAAGUUCCGAGGAAGGAGAUAAAACAGAAAUCUAAUGACCUUAGCCAGUGGCCCCCGGAAGAGCAACUUCAGAAAGCUUUGGAGGCUAUUCCAUAUGAAGUGUCCCGACAACAAACUGAAGGGGAGAAACAAGACAGUGUGUCCAUUUGGGGCUUUUUGCAAAGUGAGAAACUGCCUGAUGAGAAAAGAAAAGAAUUGUUACAGAGAUGUAAAAACACAAUACAAGAGGUUCUGAGUGGCUGCAUCAAACUCAUCCAGGGAAGUGGAGAGUUACAGUUUUCAACUGAAACCUUUUCUGUUGAUGAGCAAACACAGAAGUUAUUACAAAAUACAACAACUGAAAUUUCUGUUGGUGAAUUCAAAGGUCAAAAGAUGUCACUGUGGAACCUUCUUCUCUCCAAAUACAUAUCAUCUGAGAAAAGAAAGGAAAUAUUAAUGGCAUAUCUUACCGGAUCCUCCUCUAUCCAGGACAUUAUAAGAAUCAUCACCAUCAUUAUAGAAGAGACUGAAGAAAGAUCUAGUAAGAUUAUUUUCAAGGGGCUCAGACAACAGGUUACGGCUGCAGAAUUGCUGAACUCUGAAAUUAUUGACCAAAAGACCCUUGACGAUCUCUCCAAAGGAAGCAAGACCCUGGAGGAGAUAACUCAAAUGGACUCUGUGAAAAGAUAUUUGGAAGGAACAAGCUGCAUAGCUGGAGUGUUUGUCCCUUCAAAAAAACAUCCUUCUAAGAUGGAGAAAAUGAGUAUUUACCAAGCUAUGCGGAAACAUGUUUUAAGACCAGGCACUGCCUUGGUGCUUUUAGAAGCUCAAGCUGCAACUGGCUUUAUAAUUGACCCAAUCAACAACAGAAAACUGUCAGUAGAUGAAGCCAUUUCUUCUGGGGUGGUUGGAAAAGAGCUUCAUGCAAAACUCCUAUCUGCAGAACGUGCGGUUACUGGCUACAAAGAUCCCUACACUAGUGAAAAGAUUUCCCUCUUCCAAGCCAUGAAGAAGGAUCUCAUUGUCAAAGACCAUGGUAUCCGUCUUCUAGAAGCACAGAUUGCCACGGGAGGUGUCAUAGACCCUGUGUACAGUCAUCGUGUCCCUGUGUCGGUUGCCUACAAGCGCGGGUACUUUGAUCAAGAAAUGAACCAGGUUCUUUGUGACCCUACUGAUGAUACCAAGGGUUUCUUUGACCCAAACACUCAUGAGAAUCUCACCUAUAUGCAGCUGUUACAAAGGUGCAUUCAAGACCCAGACACUGGGCUGAGUAUGCUAGAGGUGAAGGAUGGGAAGUCACCACUUUUCCAGGUUGACAAGACAAUACAAACCUCCUUGCAGUCUCAGACUAUGAACAUUAGGGUCGGUCAGUACAAAGGUCUGAAUAUCUCUGUCUGGGAACUUCUCACUUCUCACCAUCUUUGUGAAGCUGAAAAGGAAAGGCAAGACCUUCUAAUGAAGUACAAAGCUGGAUCAACCACUGUGCAGAAGCUUAUGGAAGAGCUUGCAUUACUAGUUGAGAAGACUGAAGAGAAGAGAAGCAGCUUUACAGUAGGAAGCUCCACCUUAACCCAGGCCUCUAAAGAGGACACUGAAAAAAAGAAGCACAUUUUCCUGAAGUCUGUGGAGGUUGAAUUGACUGCCGGCCAUCUCAAAGGCCAAAAGAGUUCCCUUUGGCAGCUUCUCAACUCUUCAUAUAUCACAGAUGAGAAAAGAAAUGAACUGCUUAAUAAGUAUGAAAGUGGAACCCUAACACUUGAACAGCUCAUGCAGUCAAUCAUAGCCAUCAUGGUGGAAGCAGAGAAAACUGUCAUAAAUGGUUCAGAUGAAGCUGGUGUAACGGAAUCAGGAAAGGCAGGUGAUGAUUGCCCAUCAGGACCAAUAAUUCAGUCCCUGACCCAUUUAUCGACCUUCCUUUCCACUGAUGAAUUCCAUGGUCCCAGUGUUUCUCUGUGGGAUAUACUUCACUCAAAGGCCAUCAGCAAAUCAGAGAGAGAGAACAUGCUGAAGAAAUACUUGCUCACAAUUGAAGAGGUCAUUGCAGUGCUCAACAAGUUGUUUCCUACCUCUGAAGGGCAAUCGUUGGAGCAAUAUGGUCAAACAGCUUCAUUUUUAAAGUCUGUAACUGUUCAAGUUUCUAUUGGAGAAUUUAAGGUAGAAGGCAAAGCUCAUUCACUCUGGGAGCUUCUACACUCUAAAUACAUCACCCCAGAGAAGAGGAAGGAACUUAUUGAAAAGUUUGAGUCCAAAAUGUUGACAUGGGAAGAAAUCUUCCAAAUAAUUGUCACUAUUAUAAAGGAGACAGAAGAGAGGGGUCGGAACCUCAAGUUUAAGGGUCUCAGGAAGCAGGUCUCAGCAUCUGAGCUCCUCCAGUCACAAAUCAUUGAUCAAGACACCCUCAUAGACCUGACACUGGGAAAAAAGACAUUGGCUGAAGUCACAGAGAUGGAUUCAGUAAAGAGAUACUUAGAGGGAACAAGCUGCAUUGCUGGUGUUUUAGUGUCUUCUAAAACUGACCCAUCAAAGAAGGUGAAGAUGAGCAUCUAUGAUGCCAUGUUAAAGGGUAUCCUGAGGCCGGGGACUGCCCUUGUGUUAUUGGAAGCACAAGCAGCCACUGGUUUUGUCAUUGACCCCAUUAAGAACAUAAAACUUUCAGUGGAUGAAGCAGCUGCCUCAGGGGUAAUAGGACAAGAGCUCCACGCCAAGCUUCUGUCUGCGGAGAAAGCCGUAACCGGUUACAAUGACCCCAGCACCAGCCAAAGAAUUUCUCUUUUCCAAGCAAUGCAGAGAGAGCUCAUUGUUAAAGACCACGGCAUCAGGCUCCUAGAAGCUCAGAUUGCAACAGGGGGCAUCAUCGACCCAGUUCACAGUCACCGUGUGCCGGUGGAAGUGGCCUACGAACGUGGUUACUUUGAUGAAGAGAUGAACCAAAUACUCUCUGAUCCCACGGAUGACACCAAAGGUUUCUUUGACCCAAAUACCCAUGAGAACCUCACCUACAUGCAGCUCCUCCAAAGAUGUGUCCAAGACCCAGACACGGAGCUGUUUAUGCUGGGGGUCAACACAAAAUAAAUUACAUAGAAAACAUUUGGUGAUGUCUCCAUCACUGUCAUGAGACUGAGGCUGCCCAAAUUUAGCCAUCAGGAGAUAGUCCUUCUAGAUCUUUCUGUGAUGCCUGCAUUGGGUGGGAUCUUCUGUGCGGGGACAACACUGCUCUUUACUGGACUCUUUCUCUAUAUCUCUAUCAAUCCCUAUCCAUGAACUAAUUCCUACUCACAUGGGAGAUCUUCUGGGAGCAAUUGCACUGGGAAAAUGAUCCCGUCUCCACUAACGACUUCAAUUACUCUUUACAAUGUUUACGCUGGUGUAUAAUAAUAAUUAGCAUGUUGGGAGAAGAUUGUAAUGUGCCUUUAACAAGGGUGGUUUGUUUCUUAGCAGGAACAUGUAAUAAUGUAUAAGGAUCUCAUACCUUCCCUGUGUAUUUGUACCUGUGGGGUGGGAGCUGCCAUGUUAUUCCUAUUCUGAGCCUACAUUUAGCUUGAGCCAUUUUAUGGAAACAAAAUGGCGGCCCCUAUACAUAAAUACAUAUGUACAGAGAAGGAAUGUUAAGGAAGAGACACCUGGGAGUUUCCUUGUCUGGGAGUAAAAGAGACUCUACUUUCUUUGUUUUGUAUAAAUAAACUGCUGUCUCAGCAAA